Rodentolepis nana is the source of this 399-nucleotide messenger RNA. The record is from the annotation of a GenBank genome assembly. Lineage: Eukaryota; Metazoa; Platyhelminthes; Cestoda; Cyclophyllidea; Hymenolepididae.
CUUCAUUGUGUGGACUGUCCGAUACGUAGUCUAAACUCAGCAACGGCUUCGAUUCUCGCCAGCCGGGUAUGUCGGAGAGUGCCACUGUCCACUAUUUCUCCUCUAUUCGGAGAGUGCCACUGUCCACUAUUUCUCCUUUGUUCGAGCUUUGAGCCUUCAUUGUGUGGAAAGACAUCGGCCGGUUUCCUGAUUAAGUUCUUCAUUGUGUGGAAAGACAUCGACCGGUCUAUGCCUUGUAAAAUUGUAGUCCCGUUCUUAGCAAACUACCAUUUGGUUUUUUUUCUCUCAGCAGCUGAUACAGUUUUUUACAUUCAUAUGUCUCAGCUGUUUUGGUUGGCUCUCUGUUUUCAAUUGAGUUUAUUGCUGACUGUGAGUCCAAAAGGAAUACCCCUUUGGUGA